UUUGACCUAAUUUUUGUCCAGUCCUUCCUCAACAUCAAAUAAUUUUUGAUACCGAUCAAAAUGCAGGCCUGUUCUUUUGCAACUUUUUUUCUAACGUGGAUAAUAUUAAUUCAAUCCGGAUCAUGUCAGCAAGCUCAAUAUCUAAGGCUCUGGAACACCACGGGAUGUAUCGGGGAACCAUUUGUGGACGCACCAACCUCCGGGAGUAAUAUCCCUCUUCCUGCUGGAUUGACCAUCAUGCAUUAUCGCGUUAAUGGGCUAUGGCAAAGCUUCUAUUGUCACAACGUGACGUAUUGUCCUGACGCACCAGUUUUUAUGUAUGGGACCAACACCGGCUGCGUGCCUACCGUGGUCGGGACCGGUAAUACCGAAGUGCAUGUCGUCAUGUACGGCGAUUCGAACCAGGUCGCGGAAGGAAUCACGUUUUUUGAGGAAGAGCGCUUGGGCGGGGACGGCUUCUAUGUUUCAUCGGGCACGCCCUUAAAUGCAACGGCCCGACGGGUCCGAUCCUACUUCUUCACCGGACCGAGUUCAUGGCAGCACAAAAGUUCGGAAGCUGCAGAAGCUGGGUCGUGUCUCAACGCAACGACGGAGAUUUACCAGAACGGGUGGGGAGUCACCUUUUCACUUUCUGUAGAUUUUCAGGUGGGCUGGGCACGACACGAAUGUAAUGUGACGGAAGAACCAACUACUAUUACAACUCCAACUACAACGACUACACCAACUACAACUACACCAACUACAAGUGCACCAACUACAACUACACCAACUACAACUACACCAACUACACCUACACCAACUACAACUACACCAACUACAACUACACCAACUACAACUACACCAACUACAACUACACCAACUACAACUGCACCAACUACAACUACACCAACUACAGCUGCUUCACCCCCUCCAAGUACGAAUGCAUCAAGUACAACCACACCAACAACAGCCUUACCAACUACCACCACAUUAAAUACGACGACUACACCAACUACCACACUUCCGACGACUACCCAAAAUGCUACCACUGAGGCUCCAACAGAUACUACCCCAUCCAGCGGUUUUACCCACGUGAUAGGCAUUGUUCCGUCCUCUAUCGCUAUUCUAGCCACGAUUCGAGUCCAAUUUUUUUGAUUUGUCAAACUGUAUGACCAUCAAUAACUAAAUUUAAAUAAAUACAAUAAAUUAAUUAGCAAUUAUUUCCGCAA
Molecule: messenger RNA, 1208 nt
Organism: Folsomia candida
Lineage: Eukaryota; Metazoa; Arthropoda; Collembola; Entomobryomorpha; Isotomidae
Product: platelet glycoprotein Ib alpha chain-like
Exons: 2
Coding region: 61-1134 (357 amino acids)
Source: RefSeq, a predicted model, not a curated record